UUCUCCGCCGUCUUCGUCAACCAUCAGUUGGGAAAACAGUUUUUUGCUUGCUUAAUUACCCCUAUUAAUAGUACUAAAUAUUUAUUUAUUUAUAAUGCUUGCCAAUUAAUUUUUCUUCUUCCAUUUCCCUUUAAUUUUAUCAUUUUUUACCUUUAUUUUCCUUAAAAAUAAUAAGAAAACCCCCCAAAUUCUCAAAAAUUAAAAAAUUAAUUUUCUUCAAAAAAUGAUGCUCUCGGAUGCCAAUUUCUUCGAUUUAAAAGAGGAACAAGUUAAAUUAUUUAAACAAAUUUAUGGGCAAGAUCAAAGACCAAAUACCCCAAUUUUACAACAAUUGGUGGAGGCGACAGGGUUAAAUAUUCGAAUUGUUCGCGCCUGGUUUCAAAAUGAACGGAGGAAGGACAGAAAGUUGAUGGAGGAACGGCGACGACAAGAAAAGGAGAGGAAAAGACAACAGAAAAAGCUCUCCUCUCAGAAAACUCCAAAAGAGGAUUCUUCAAGUUCUGAUUUAACAGAAUCUGACAGUACCAUCACUUCGGGUGAUUGUUCCAGCAGUUCUUCAAAUUCUUCAGAGGAUAGUAGCGAUGCCGACGACAACAAAAACAUUAAAAAUCCUAGCGCAACAACCGAACAAGUUAAGCUCGUUGAGAAAAGUGUUUGUAGCACUAGCCAACAACAACAAACAUCCAAACAAAACCCUCAACAAUACAAAAAGAAUAGUAGAGGGUGUAUGUAUUGGUAG
Molecule: messenger RNA, 739 nt
Organism: Meloidogyne enterolobii
Lineage: Eukaryota; Metazoa; Nematoda; Chromadorea; Rhabditida; Meloidogynidae
Source: the annotation of a GenBank genome assembly